CAACUUUAUAUCUUUCGGAGCAUACUGACGUCAUCUUGUGACAGCACUCGAAGGAGCUCUAACCUCUCGCCUCUCGGUGUUUCACGACAACUGUAUACCCGGCAUUCUGUUCGUCACCGUGCUGAUCUUGAUUCAAAUUCUGCCUCGAUCUUGGCCGCGUGGAAUCAGCGAGAACCAAAAUGGGAUCAAGCGAUCGGAAAACCCUAGACGGAGAAGGCACAUCAUCUCCAUCUCCGCAACCGCCGCAACCACGACCAGCACCGUCGUUCUCUGAGAACUGGCAGGAGCGUAUUCUGACCCCUACUCUACUUGCAGGGAUUGCUGGUGGAGGCGUUGGAUUAAUAUCUAAGUACCGGAAAGCUCAUGGUCUUGCUAAUAUCUCUGCUACUUACGCUGCUAAUUUCACCAUUGUUACUGGUUGCUAUUGCGGGGCUCGGGAAUUUGUACGAGUAACUCGAAAGUCAGAGCAUGAUGAUCUACUAAAUUCUGCAAUUGGGGGCUUUGGUACUGGUGCUAUACUAGGCCGUCUUCAAGGAGGUCGACUUGGUGCCUACCGGUACUCAGUCAUGUUUGCUGUUGUGGGUACAGCCGUAGAUUUUGCAAUUCUGAGGCUAAAACCUGUAUUAAGGAACUUCCAAGAUGGUGACUGGUUUAAGUUGCCAAACUGGUCCCCGAUACAAGUGCUAGAUGAGGAAGCCCUUGCAGCUAAGAAAGCUCGAGAACAGAAACUCUAUCCAGAAAGAGCAUUUAGAAACCUGAGCAAGGAGGAAUCUUGACAAUGAUAGCAGUUUCUACAUGCAUCUUAAGUUUUAUGCUUAUAAAAUUUUUAUUUUUGUUUUCUGAAAAAUUUUACACAAUAUUUCAAUAACAGCAUUAGUUUGGUCAGCUCACUGUCAUGGGAAUGGAAGCAUACACUAAUCUCUGGGUUCUUAUUCUUGAUGUUUUAAAUUACUUCCAGCAAUUCUGUGCUGUGUAAUUAUGAUCUCGUCAAAUAUCUACAGCUUCGUA
This is a messenger RNA of Carica papaya (papaya), 1008 nucleotides long. Its product is annotated as Mitochondrial import inner membrane translocase subunit Tim17/Tim22/Tim23 family protein. Gene Ontology annotation, cellular component: TIM22 mitochondrial import inner membrane insertion complex. NCBI's taxonomy places the organism in Eukaryota, Viridiplantae, Streptophyta, Magnoliopsida, Brassicales, Caricaceae. Gene Ontology annotation, molecular function: transmembrane protein transporter activity. Gene Ontology annotation, biological process: protein insertion into mitochondrial inner membrane. The record is from RefSeq and is a predicted model, not a curated record.